Messenger RNA from Camelina sativa (false flax), 1557 nucleotides. NCBI's taxonomy places the organism in Eukaryota, Viridiplantae, Streptophyta, Magnoliopsida, Brassicales, Brassicaceae. The record is from RefSeq and is a predicted model, not a curated record.
AUGGGAUUUUUGGUGGAUACGCAAAAGGAAGGAGGUGGGCAUUCAUGGGGUUACGUUAGGAGUUUGGUGAGAAGGAAACAAGUCGACUCUGCUAAUGGUCAACAAUCUCAUAAUGGUCCUCAUCAACUCGCAAAAGCCCUCACUGUUCCUCACCUCGUUGCUAUUGGUGUUGGAGCAACAAUAGGAGCUGGAGUUUAUAUACUUGUAGGAACAGUAGCGAGAGAGUAUUCAGGACCAUCUCUAGCUUUGUCUUUUCUUAUUGCUGGGAUUGCUGCUGGUCUUUCUGCGUUUUGUUAUGCUGAACUCUCUAGUCGUUGUCCUUCAGCUGGGAGUGCCUAUCACUAUUCCUACAUUUGUGUUGGUGAAGGUGCUGCGUGGAUAAUCGGUUGGGCGUUAAUUCUGGAAUACACGAUUGGUGGGGCAGCUAUUGCCCGCGGCAUAUCUCCAAAUCUGUGUGUGACAUUGCUGAUAGUGAUAGUUUGCACUGGUAGUUCGGCACUAAUUUUUGGUGGUGAAGAUGGUUUGCCUGCAAUUUUAGCACGUCACCAGAUACCAGGCCUUGAUGUUGUUGUUGAUCCCUGCGCUGCUGUACUUGUGUUCGUUGUUACUGGCCUUUUGUGCAUGGGAAUAAAAGAGAGCACAUUUGCUCAGGGAAUUGUAACUGCAAUCAAUGUGUGCGUCUUGUUAUUUGUCAUAGUAGCUGGCAGUUAUCUGGGCUUCAAGACAGGUUGGGCUGGUUAUGAACUUCCGACAGGGUUCUUUCCAUUCGGAGUGGAUGGAAUGUUUGCUGGUUCUGCUACAGUCUUUUUUGCAUUUAUUGGGUUUGAUUCGGUUGCAAGUACUGCAGAGGAGGUGAAAAAUCCCCAACGGGAUUUACCGAUUGGUAUUGGUCUUGCUCUCUUGCUCUGCUGUUCUCUCUACAUGAUGGUCUCCAUUGUAAUUGUUGGUUUAAUUCCUUACUAUGCCAUGGAUCCUGACACUCCGAUAUCCUCUGCAUUCGCUAGUCAUGACAUGCAAUGGGCUGUAUACUUAAUAACUUUAGGAGCCGUCAUGGCUCUCUGCUCAGGUUUAAUGGGUGCCCUUCUCCCUCAGCCACGAAUUCUGAUGGCAAUGGCUAGGGAUGGUCUGCUGCCUUCUGUUUUUUCAGACGUUAAUAGACACACACAGGUUCCGGUUAAAGCAACCGUGGCAACUGGGUUGUGUGCUGCAACCUUAUCGUUCUUUAUGGAUGUGUCGCAGCUUGCAGGAAUGGUGAGUGUUGGGACGCUUCUGGCAUUUACAAUGGUGGCGGUAUCAGUGUUGAUACUCAGAUAUGUUCCUCCAGAUGAGCUACCUAUUCCGUCAUUUCUUCAAGAGAGGAUUGAUUCUGUUUCCUUCUUAUGUGGUGAAACAAAGUCAUCCGGUCAUGCAGGCACUUCCAAUAGCAGUCAACAACCUUUAAUUAGCAAAAGUGAUGCGUCCGUCGAUUUCCCGGUUAUCAAGAAUCAAGAAGCUCUAGGGUGUUGUAAGUUACAUCAAGAAACUCAGCUCUUUUUUUGGGGAACAUACAUGUUUUAG